Molecule: messenger RNA, 978 nt
Organism: Aspergillus tanneri
Lineage: Eukaryota; Fungi; Ascomycota; Eurotiomycetes; Eurotiales; Aspergillaceae
Exons: 3
Coding region: 1-978 (325 amino acids)
Molecular function (GO): ammonia-lyase activity
Source: RefSeq, a predicted model, not a curated record
AUGGAGGCAAUUUCCAAGCAGUUUCAAUCACAUCCGCCGCAUGGACAAGGCACGAACGUUGGCUUACUGCUGUUCUCUCAGGCAACAAAGAUGAUUGACCCAGGUCUGAAUAACGGACUCCCUACAAAUCUUGUCGCCCACAGUCCCAGCCUCUCCUUCACCAUGAAAAGGGUCCAUAUCAACAUUGUCCCAUACGUGGCGGAAUUAGCCUAUCUCGCGAACCUAGUGAGAUCAUACGUCCAACCAGCUGAAAUGCAUAAUCAAUCCAUCAACUCUAUGGCAUUCAUCUCCAGUCGCUACACCAUGCAGGCCAUGGAGAUCGUAUUUCUCAUAUGCCGUGGAUCUACGCGUCUGGCACCUGACAUUUCUGAGAACCUCCGACCUCAAAUACAGACGAGCACAUCGGAAAUAUUCUCUCCAUAUCUCUCCGACCCGGAACUUUCAAAACGACCUGGCCUGCAACAACCUGACUUGACAUCUCAGAAUGAAUCAACGCCGUCAUCAAAGACGCACUACCCAGUCUGGAACACAAUCUCAAAUCGCUCCAGGGGCCCAAUCUUUCCAGCCAUCGAGAGAUAUGAAUAUCUUAACAUCAUGUAUCUCAGUAGUACCGCAUACAAAGAUAUUCCAGAGCCCUUUACUAAGCUUCAACACACCGGAGAGCUCCUCGGCACCGGCUCAAAAAUCCUGUACCAGGCAGUCCAACAUGAACUAGGAGCACUCCACGUAGGCUUCGUGGAACAUCCCAACAGCAGACGACGAAUAUUUAAAUUGAUGUCCAAAGAAGACAAUAGGGCCAUUGGUUGCAAUCAUCUACGAAGCGAUUCGCGACGUUCGACUAUUGAGUCCCUAGCAGCGUUUGCCACUGACACUUCAUCAGCUGAAUAUCCUGCAGUCAGAAAGGCCGUAGAUGUAAAUGGUUUUAUGAAUGGGCUAGAUUAUAUGUGGAAGUAUCUGAUUUGCUUGGUGGGAUUCUGA